CAAUUUAGCAUUUCACUUACAAAUAUGGAUUGCCUCAUCACCACUCUUCCAUUGCUCCUCCUCCUCAGCCUCUUCGCAUCUAGCUCCGCCGUCAACUUUGAAGUUCAAAACAACUGCCCCUACACCGUUUGGGCGGCCGCAACCCCAGUUGGCGGCGGCCAGCAGCUCAACCAAGGCCAAAGCUGGAACAUCAACGUGCCACGCGGCACAGCCAUGGCACGUAUAUGGGGUCGCAAAAACUGCAACUUUGAUGGUAGCGGAAGGGGUGGGUGCGAGACCGGCGACUGCGGUGGGGUGUUACAGUGCACCGGGUGGGGCAAAGCGCCGAACACCCUGGCUGAAUUCUCCCUAAACCAAUUCAACAACCACGACUUCUUCGACAUCUCCAACAUCGACUGUUUCAACAUCCCCAUGAGCUUUGGCCCCACCAGACCCGGUGCCGAUAAAUGCCACCCAGUCUCAUGCACGGCGGAUAUCGUCGGUGAAUGCCUUGCCCCUCUCAGGGUUGCCGGAGGGUGUAACAACGCUUGCCCCACCUUUGGAAGCCCAGAAUUUUGUUGCCGCCCCAAUAAUGUACCAUGUAAUCCUACAGAUUAUUCAAGGUUUUUCAAGACCAGAUGCCCUGAUGCUUAUAGUUAUCCUAAGGAUGAUGAAACCAGCCUUAUGUCUUGCCCUGGAGACACCACUGAUUAUAGGGUUGUCUUCUGCCCAUAAUCAAAUUAAUCAACUACGGAUUUGUGGAAGUAUUAAUGCCUUAGCUUAUAAUGUUAAGCAUAAAGGCUUUAAAUAAAUCUUAUGAAUAA
Ipomoea nil (Japanese morning glory) is the source of this 803-nucleotide messenger RNA. RefSeq names its product osmotin-like protein TPM-1. The record is from RefSeq and is a predicted model, not a curated record. The transcript has 2 exons. Bases 25 to 714 code for a protein of 229 amino acids. Gene Ontology annotation, cellular component: extracellular region. NCBI's taxonomy places the organism in Eukaryota, Viridiplantae, Streptophyta, Magnoliopsida, Solanales, Convolvulaceae. Gene Ontology annotation, biological process: defense response.